AUUUUGUCCAUGGAAUUACGUUGGACGCAGUUACUCCCGCGUGUUUGAUGUCGCUUAGGUUCUGAAGUGCACGUGUUAUUCCUACUUAUAUAAAAAUGGCAGAAAGCGAUCAAAGUAAGAAGAAAAAUAAGAAGUCGCUUGGAGAAAUUCAAGCGACAAUGAAGUGUCAGCUAGAACCUUCUGAGGAAAUUGUAAAGCUUGAAUAUAAAGAUUGGCCACUUUUAUUUAAGAAUUUUGAUAGAAUGCUUACCCGUACAAAACAUUUUACUCCUUUAACGAGUGGUUCAACCCCCUUGCAUCGUAGUUUAUCUGAGUAUAUAAAAUCUGGAUGUAUUAAUUUAGAUAAACCUUGCAACCCUUCUUCACACGAGGUUGUAGCAUGGAUAAAGAGAAUUUUAAAAGUAGAGAAAACUGGUCAUUCAGGUACUUUAGAUCCUAAAGUAUCUGGUUGUUUAAUAGUAUGUAUUGAUAGAGCAACCCGAUUAGCUAAGUCACAACAAUCUGCUGGAAAAGAAUAUGUUGCAGUAUUUAAAUUACAUUCUGCUCCUGAAAGCCUUCAAAAGGUAAGUCAAGCUUUGGAAAAACUGCGUGGAGCACUCUUUCAACGACCCCCACUCAUAUCUGCAGUCAAGCGUCAGCUUCGUGUCAGAACAGUCUAUGACAGUUGGUUUCUUGAUUAUGACAAUGAACGCAAUAUGGGAGUCUUCAGAGUUAGUUGUGAAGCUGGUUCUUAUAUUCGAACUAUUUGUGUUCAUCUUGGCCUUUUCUUAGGCACGGGUUGCCAAAUGCAAGAAUUGCGUAGAAAUCGAUCUGGUGUUCAGUCUGAAAAAGAUGGAAUGGUUACUAUGCAUGAUAUACUUGAUGCCCAAUGGUUAUAUGAAAAUCAUGGAGACGAAUCUUAUUUAAGAAGAGUAAUCAAACCAUUGGAAGCCCUCCUUGUAAAUCACAAAAGAAUUAUUGUGAAAGAUAGUGCAGUAAAUGCUAUUUGUUAUGGAGCUAAAAUUAUGUUACCAGGUAUUUUAAUGUAUGAUGAUGGUAUUGAAUUAAACCAAGAAAUUGUAAUAGUUACUACUAAAGGUGAAGCUAUAGCUCUUGGUGUUGCAUUAAUGACAUCUCCCACAAUGACUGCCUGUGAUCAUGGUGUAGCUGCAAAAAUUAAAAGGGUUAUUAUGGAAAGGGAUGCAUAUCCAAGAAAAUGGGGUUUGGGUCCAAAAGCUUCCAUUAAAAAGCGUAUGAUAAUUGAAGGAAAAUUAGAUAAAUAUGGAAAACCAAAUGAAAACACACCUUCUGAUUGGCUAGCUAAUUAUACAGAUUACUCUGCAACUGCAGUUAAGACUGAGGAAAAUGGUGUAACUGAAACUGCUAAAAAACGCAAGUGGGAAGAAACAGUUCCACAACCGGCAGGAGAUGUUUCAAUAAAAGAAGAAAAAAUUGAAGAUCCUGAAACGGCAUCGCCAAAAGAGAAGAAGAAAGAAAAGAAAGACAAAAAGAAGAAGAAAAAGAAGGAAAAGGGAGAAAAAGAACCAGAAACGGAAGAUUCAGUAGUUAUGGAAAGUGAAACUUUGGAAUCGCCAGUAAAAGAAGAGAAAGAAAAGAAAAAGAAGAAAAAAAAUAAAGAUCAAGAAGCACCAACUUCAAGUUAAGAAAGUUUUUUUCUUUUAAAUAUAUGCAUACUGAAAG
Molecule: messenger RNA, 1680 nt
Organism: Megachile rotundata (alfalfa leafcutting bee)
Lineage: Eukaryota; Metazoa; Arthropoda; Insecta; Hymenoptera; Megachilidae
Gene: Nop60B
Product: dyskerin pseudouridine synthase 1 Nop60B
Biological process (GO): mRNA pseudouridine synthesis; rRNA pseudouridine synthesis; box H/ACA sno(s)RNA 3'-end processing
Cellular component (GO): box H/ACA snoRNP complex
Molecular function (GO): pseudouridine synthase activity; RNA binding
Source: RefSeq, a predicted model, not a curated record